Messenger RNA from Pollicipes pollicipes, 628 nucleotides. RefSeq names its product WD repeat-containing protein 7-like. The record is from RefSeq and is a predicted model, not a curated record. The transcript is spliced from 8 exons. NCBI's taxonomy places the organism in Eukaryota, Metazoa, Arthropoda, Thecostraca, Pollicipedomorpha, Pollicipedidae. The coding region runs from base 56 to 628 and encodes 190 amino acids. Gene Ontology annotation, cellular component: cytoplasm.
CUUCCUCAAGUGCUGCUCGUACAACCCGCGCACCGUGCUCGUGGUGUCCUCCAGCAUGUGGCAGAUCUACGACGCGUCCGACUUCUCGGUGCUGUGCUCGUCGUCGGGUGACGAGGGCGAGCGGUGGCAGCGCGGCGAGUUCCUCACCGCCGACCGGGUCAUCGUGUGGGCCGACUCCGGCCACGCCUUCAUCUACAGGCUGCCGCCCAAAAAACUGCGAGGAAAGGCAGUUAGCUGCAUCCCGACGCACGAGGCAUUCCACUCGCGGGAGGCCGACGAGCCGUUCCUUACUGCGUGCUGUCGUCACCCGGCGAGCAGCUGCUGGCAGCAGCAGCUGUACCGGCCGCCAGAGAUGCCGCCGACGGUGCUGUGGAGCAUCGAGAGGGCGUGGCAGUCGAUGAAGCCUCCUCCCGUCGGUGUCCUGGACCAGCUGGAGUCGGCGGACGGCUCGGCGCCGCUGCUGACGUCCAGCAUCUACCUGCCGCUGCAGGAGGGCCGGCUGGUGUGCGGCCGCGAAGACGGCACCAUCAUCAUCGUCUCGGCUACGCACACCGUCAUGCUCCACCUGCUGCACGGCAAACACCAGAGCUACGACAUGGUUCCUAAAACGUUGGAAGAGGACCUCUGA